UCAAUGUCUAACGGACUUGACGUUUUUAAUUUAACGGAUGACGAAGCAAUGAAGUUGCUUGUUUGUGAGUCUCAUGUUGGAACCAAAACUUUGGAUUAUCAAAUGGAGAAUUAUGUUUGGAAGCGACGUGCUGACGGUGUUCAUAUCAUUAACAUUCGAAAGCUGUGGGAGAAAUUGCUGUUUGCUGCACGGGCCAUUGCUGCCAUCGAAAAUCCUGCUGAUGUUGUUGUCGUCUCUGCUUUGGGUGUCGCACAAAGAGCUAUUCUAAAGUUUGCUUCACAUACUGGUGCUACACCUAUUGUUGGACGCUUUACUCCAGGAUCAUUGACAAAUCAAAUCCAGAAAAACUUCAAGGAGCCACGUCUUCUUGUUGUCUCCGAUCCGCGCAUCGAUCAUCAGGCUCUUACUGAGGCGUCUUAUGUGAAUGUGCCUGUGAUUGCUUUUUGCAAUACCGAUUCGCCUUUGAAGUUUAUCGAUAUCGCAAUUCCUUGCAAUCUUAAGAAUAAAUACUCAAUUGGAUUGGUUUGGUGGUUACUUGCUCGUGAGGUUUUGCUGCUCCGCGGAAAGAUCAGUCGCCAAACUGGCUUUGUUGUUGAUGGUAAAUAUGUCAUGCCUGAUUUGUACUUCCACCGUGAUCCUCAAGAGGCAGAAAAGGAAGAACCGGUUGAAUCUGAGCAUAAGGAAACUUGGCCUCAAGCUAUAGAGCAGGCUGAUUACGUGGCACCGACUGAGCCUGUUAAACUGGACUUCAACGUUCCGCUUAUUAGUGAUUGGGCUGCAGCUUCUGAGUGGCCUCAAGAAGAGGAGGCUCAGGUUGCACCGACUGCACCAAUUGGUCAGCAACAGCCUCAACAGCAGCAAACUCAACAAGGAGGUGAUUGGAACUCUGGUACUAGUGGAUGGUGA
This is a messenger RNA of Meloidogyne enterolobii, 906 nucleotides long. The record is from the annotation of a GenBank genome assembly. Lineage: Eukaryota; Metazoa; Nematoda; Chromadorea; Rhabditida; Meloidogynidae.